AUGGCGCUUGAGAGACUUCCCAUUGAGCUGAUCCUACGGAUAUCUGACCAUCUGAGCCAGAAAUGCGGGUUUUACCUUGCCCUUGCUUCACGAAAACUCGCAGCUAUUCUAUUACCGAGAUCCCGCUUAAUAACCCUGUCGUAUGCGUCCCACCGCGGGAAACAAGACCUUUUCUUUCGAGUCCUCGAACAGGACGUUGAUUUUAGUAUUACGUGGGGGGGUCGAACGAUCCUAGAAGAGAUCAUCCUGAACCGGCAUGAUGACUAUGUGGCUCCUUUACUGGAUCGCGGAGUCGGAAUUGUAUACCCGCCAGGAUCGAUAUGUGCAGAAACGGGUGUCACUCUGCUACACCUUGCCGCUGCCGCUGGAUGUAGUGACGAGGUGCUAAAGCGGCUGCUCGUCCAUGGUGAUGGCGUGGAUCCAUUCAAGAUGGACGACGAAGGGCUCACCCCGCUGUUAUGUGCUGUGAACCAGGGAAGGGUAGCCAGUGCGAAGAUGCUCAUCGAUAUCUACCGCGAGAAGAACAAGGAGAUCGAUCCUCCGGACGCCAAAUAUCCAUUGCUUCUGCAAGCUGCAAUGCAUGGUAAUGGAGAGAUGGUGCUAUUUCUACUGCAGACCAGAGGUGUUAGGGUGGAUGCAAGAGGCACAGCUGGGGAAAAUGCUCUGCAUUGGCUGACUCGAAAUAGCAUUCAGGAAGCUGAAACUGAUAGACAGUCGUACGACCUCGAAAUUAAAAUCCUAGAUGCCCUCCUCGCCGCUGGCAUUGAUCUCUCCGCUAAAGCUACCGAAACCCAAGCUACCCCUUUGCAUAGCGCGGCUGAGAACGGACUAUGGGCUUUUAUUCUGCGUCUCGUUUCAGCUGGUGCUGAUUUGACCGCGAGGUGUUCGCUGGGUGGUACACCACUUCACUGGGCUGCAAGGGCCGGAUGUGAUCGCACGAUUAACGCCCUUGUAGACCUGGGAGCCAAUGUCCAUGACACCGACUCGAAUAAUAGGACCCCAUUGCUCUGGGCAUAUGCCACUGACCUGUUUAAUCAGGAUCCUGAGUCGGACCUGAGCUCGUCUCCAAUAUGGUGUCUACUUAAACACGGAUCGCGCACCUCCCACUUAGACGUUGGCCAUCAAAACAUUCUGCACCUGGCAGCUUUCCACGACCGAUUCCGUGCUGCAACUAUACUUUUGGCGGCAGGAAUCGAUGUCAAUGUGCAGAGCGUCAACGGGUCUACAGCAUUACAUCUGGCUGCAUUGAAUGGAUCGCUCAAAACCGCAGUCCAGUUACUAAGAGCCCAACCGGACCUGGCGUUACUAAAUACACUUGACCAAAGUGCUAUUGAUGUCGCGAUUGAAAAAGGCCACGAAGAUAUUGUAGCCCUUAUUAGGAAGUAUGAGCAGCUCGGGGUAGAGUCUGUAGGGGGUGUGAUUCCACCGCUCUAA
Messenger RNA from Arthroderma uncinatum, 1434 nucleotides. RefSeq lists its product as uncharacterized. The transcript has a single exon. Lineage: Eukaryota; Fungi; Ascomycota; Eurotiomycetes; Onygenales; Arthrodermataceae. The coding region runs from base 1 to 1434 and encodes 477 amino acids. The record is from RefSeq and is a predicted model, not a curated record. Gene Ontology annotation, molecular function: protein binding.